Messenger RNA from Gigantopelta aegis, 1872 nucleotides. RefSeq lists its product as uncharacterized. The record is from RefSeq and is a predicted model, not a curated record. The transcript has 2 exons. Lineage: Eukaryota; Metazoa; Mollusca; Gastropoda; Neomphalida; Peltospiridae. The coding region runs from base 365 to 1033 and encodes 222 amino acids.
CUUGACUGUUAACCGGAAAGAGUAGCUCAUUGGCUGGUGGCUGCGGGUUUCCUCUCAUUAUUUACGUGAUCCUUAACCAUGUGUCUGACGCCAUAUAUAACAGUAAUUAAGAUGUGAUGAAUAAGUCGUUAAAUACUAGUAAAAUAUUCCUUCUUUCUUUGUCUCUUCAUUUAUAAUGUCUGAAGUAGGCUACGUUGUCCACUGUUGCCUUAGACACGUAUGGGUGAUUAUGACGUCAUCCAGUUUAUAAAUGUGAACUUGACAUACACUGAUCACACGGAUUUCACAACCAGGUUACGGAGUUGAAGCAAAAGUGGAACGUGAUAUUUUAUUGGGAAAAGACAGAAACGAAGAAAUAGCAAAUAUGCCCUAUUGCAGCUGCAAAUCGAAAAUCAAAGUAAACGAUUCGCCACUCAGGAAAACUUGGAUGGUUAACAUGGCAGCGAAAAAGAAACUAGGAUUGGACUUAGAGGUACUGACAAGACGAAGCCAAAAUCAGUGGAGUAAGCUCAAUCACGCUCUUCACAAGGUGGAGCAACAGCUGGAGCAGACAGAAGAUGAGGCAAGGAAACCAAGUAUUUUACCCGUGGAGAAAUUCCUUUCGAACGUUAAACCGGCUGUGAAAGACUCCACUUUCAGUUGGGAGGACAGAAACUGGACAUUUUUGUGUAAGAAGUCCAAAUGCCUUCAGUUCCCGUGUAUAAAACCAGAGAAGUAUCAUACCAUUGGCUUUCGUCCUGAAGUGUGCGAUGACAGAUGGGCGUCUUGGGAAGAGAUACAGCCCGUGUACGCGGACUACGUAGAAUUCGAAAAGAAAUCCAUAUUGCGAAACACAAAGAAUACACCAAGCAUUAACAUUUCUGACAGGGAGGCGUAUCUGAAAAAGGAAUGGUUGUCAAAAAGGUCUGAAAAUUAUAAAUGUAAACCAGAGCCUUGGGAAAUAAACUAUGGGAAACCUGUGCCUGGCAGGUUGCUAAAAUAUCCAGUUCGUUUUAUUCCGAAUGUGGCAGCAUGUUCGAGGCUAUUCUACUAACUACAAUAAAACUAACAUAUAUGCAUGCAUAAUACCUUUAAAAAGUGUCAAAAUCUUGGAUGUGCCACUUUGAUAUAUAUAUUGUAUUAAUAGCGAUAUUAAUUAUUCUAGUGUAUUUAAGUCCACUUUGAAUGUAACAAAAAUUGGUUUAUUUUUAUUUAUUUUUAUUUAAUUUAUGAAUAUAUUAUUUCUUUGUAUACUUACGUCAUGCAUUUAUUAUCUAUUUUAAUAUUGUAUUUAUUUAUUUUUAUUUUAUUUAUUUAUUAAUUUAUUUAUUUAUUUAUCAUGUGUGUGUGUGUGUGUGUGUGUGUGUGUGUGUGUGUGUGUGUUUCGAUCAUUGAUUGAAUUUGGUUUCGUACAAAAUUAAUAUUCUUAAUUAAUAAACUAAUAAUAGAUAAUUAAUGUAGUUACACAAUACUAUUCAGAUGUAUUUGUGUUAAGUUAUUCUUUCUAACGCAAAUCCUUGUCCAAGAAUAGUAUAGUAUUGGUAAUUUAUGUUAGGUCAGUCCAACUUAAACUGAAAUAGAUUUUAUACACUAGUCUACAAAUUAAAAAAAAAAAAAAAAAUCAAAGACUUUCAUAUAUUAAAUUAAUUGUACUGUGUAUUACGUUUACGUAUCUACCGGUAACUCUUUUAAAACUAUAUUUGUUAACUUUUAUCUUAAUGUUUAAUACGAUUCGAGUUUUUAAUGUUGCCAAAACCCUCUAUUUAUUUGGGAUUUUUUGUUUUGUUUAACGACACCACUAGAGCAAAUUGAUUAUUAAUCAUCGGCUAUUGGAUGUCAAACAUUUGGUAAUUUUAACACAUAGUCUUAAGAGAGGAAACCCGAUACAUUUUC